This is a messenger RNA of Trichomonas vaginalis G3, 804 nucleotides long. Its product is annotated as KilA, N-terminal/APSES-type HTH, DNA-binding family. The transcript has a single exon. The record is from RefSeq and is a predicted model, not a curated record. NCBI's taxonomy places the organism in Eukaryota, Parabasalia, Trichomonadida, Trichomonadidae. The coding region runs from base 1 to 804 and encodes 267 amino acids.
AUGUCAACAUCAGAGAACACAACAACUGCUAUCGUUCAUGAAGCUAUAAAUGAAGAAUACGAGUACAUACAGUUUAACAAACAGUUACGUCUCAUUCGUUCGGUCAAAGACGAUAUGUACCAAAUGCAAAGUAUUUUGACAGCAUGUUUUGCUCCAGAUACUAAGAAACCACAAGAUUGGUUUAGGAACCAAAGCACACAAGAACUUUUGAGUGAAAUUUCUCUAGACCGAGAAAAACCGGUCUUGCCUAAAACACAUGAAAAUCGUGAAAAAUUGCCAAACGGUUUGAGAGGAUAUUAUGUACAUAGACUUCUUGUAAAUAAUGUGGCACAAUGGGCUUCAGCUCGCUAUUCAUGGUAUGUUUGUAAACUUCUUGACGAAAUUCAUAGACAAGAACGUGAAGAGCUAGAGAACAAGCUUGAAGCAAAAGACAAAAACAUACAGAAAAGAAUACCACGUUCGGUACCAAAAGGAAAGGAAAAGAACUAUAAGUAUAUGAUUUAUACUGAAGAGAUGGAAAAUGAAGAAGACAGAGAUAUGGUUAUGUUGCAUUUAGUCAGAAGAAACAACAAAAGCUUUUACGACCUUGCUAAGAUUUACAAAUCUGACAGAAAUUGGUUCUAUCGCGAAAACUUACCGAUUUCAAUGACACCUAAUGAAGAUGUGAAACAAAUAGUUCAAGAUACGUUACCUCAAACACACUAUGAUAUUAAAGGUUGUACAAUACUUACAUUCAAAGAAGAUUUGCCGCUACUGAAAGAAAAAAUAACAGAGUAUUUUGACAACUUCAAACAAGCAGAGUAG